Messenger RNA from Penicillium manginii, 1281 nucleotides. RefSeq names its product eukaryotic translation initiation factor 3 subunit E. Gene Ontology annotation, cellular component: eukaryotic translation initiation factor 3 complex; nucleus; cytoplasm. Bases 1 to 1281 code for a protein of 426 amino acids. Gene Ontology annotation, molecular function: translation initiation factor activity. Lineage: Eukaryota; Fungi; Ascomycota; Eurotiomycetes; Eurotiales; Aspergillaceae. The record is from RefSeq and is a predicted model, not a curated record. Gene Ontology annotation, biological process: translational initiation. The transcript is spliced from 2 exons.
AUGGCUGCCAACGCCCCUCCCUCCGCCGAAAUGCUCAGCGGCGCUCAGUCCACCGACAUCGCUCCUCAGUACGACCUUCUACCCCGCCUGAUCCCCUAUCUCGACCGCCACCUGGUUUUCCCGCUUCUCGAGUUCAGCGCCGGCAACGAUGAGGACGACAAUGAAAUCACUCGCGCCAAAUACGAGCUGCUCAAGCACACCAACAUGACCGACUACGUCGCCAACCUGUGGCAAGAGAUCAACAACUCCGACUCCAUUCCCGACGAGUUCGUUAAGAAGCGCGAGGAGGUUCUGGCCAAGCUGCAACACUACCAGGACCAGAGCGAGAAGAUCUCUGAACUUCUCCAAGACGACGAGGUAUUGGGCGGCCUGCGCAGCGACAAGGCUGCUAACUUGCGCUUCCUCGAGGAACAGCACGGUGUCACCAACGAGAUGGUUAACAGCCUGUUCGACUACGGCCGAUUCCAGUACAGCUGUGGCUCUUACGGCAAUGCCGCUGAGCUGCUCUACCAGUUCCGUGUGCUGUCCACCGAUAACGACAAGGUCGCCUCCGCCACCUGGGGUCGCCUGGCUUCCGAGAUUCUGACCACCAACUGGGAGGGUGCCAUGGAGGAGGUGCAGAAGGUCAAGGACUCUAUCGAGACCCGUCUCUUCAACAACCCUCUGGCCCAACUCACCAACCGCUCCUGGUUGAUCCACUGGUCUCUCUUCCCCUUCUUCAACCACGAUGCUGCUCGUGACGUCCUGACCGACCUCUUCUUCUCCCCCGCCUACAUCAACACCAUCCAGACCAGCUGCCCCUGGGUCCUUCGUUACCUUGCCGCCGCCGUCAUCACCAACCGCAGCCGCCCCCACAAGCACAACGGUAUCUACCAGAAGCAAUUGAAAGACCUGAUCCGUGUGGUGCGCCAGGAGGAUUACGAGUACACCGACCCCAUCCUCGACUUCGUCAAGGCUCUCUACGUUGACUUCGACUUCGAGGAGGCCCAAAAGAAGCUGGGUGAGGCCGAGGACGUUCUGCGAAGCGAUUUCUUCCUUGUCUCUGCUGCGGACAACUUCGUUGAGUCUGCCCGUCACCUCAUCUCCGAGAGCUACUGCAAGAUCCACCAGCGGAUCGACAUUAAGGAUCUGUCCACUCGUUUGGGUCUCAGCCAGGACGAGGGUGAGAAGUGGAUCGUCAACCUGAUCCGCGACACCCGUGUCGAUGCCAAGAUCGACUACCAGGAGGGCACUGUUAUCAUGAACCACCCCCCCUCAAUCAGUGUACCAACAGGUCAUUGA